Radiomyces spectabilis is the source of this 2409-nucleotide messenger RNA. RefSeq names its product gamma-tubulin complex component protein. The transcript has 5 exons. Bases 128 to 2266 code for a protein of 712 amino acids. NCBI's taxonomy places the organism in Eukaryota, Fungi, Mucoromycota, Mucoromycetes, Mucorales, Radiomycetaceae. The record is from RefSeq and is a predicted model, not a curated record. Gene Ontology annotation, molecular function: microtubule minus-end binding; gamma-tubulin binding. Gene Ontology annotation, cellular component: equatorial microtubule organizing center; centrosome; spindle pole. Gene Ontology annotation, biological process: meiotic cell cycle; cytoplasmic microtubule organization; mitotic cell cycle.
UUUCCAUAAUUGCGAUCGCCUUUCCAUUCUUGGGAUAUACCAUUACAUACAUCAUCAGGCUGAUGUUCUUGAGAGACUAGCUCUUAUUUGCAAGUUUGGAAGCUGCUAUAAUGUCGACGUUCCAUCGAUGACUAUGGAUGUAGACAUGCAUGGCUUUGAACUUCCAUUUGGGAUGAGUUUAUUAUCCCUCCUGUACGACGAGAUUCAAACCUUCGACUUUGACAGCUCUGGUUCAUCCUCCUUCUACAAGGAAAUUUGCCUCGCUCUCUUAUGUCACACCAGCGUACCGUUCUUCAGAAUGCUCAACCAGUGGUUGGGCCUCGAACAUCACCAAGCCGGAGAUAGAUUACUUAGUGGCCUUGAGUACUCGCCACUCAUUGAUCCUUUCGAGGAAUUUUUCAUCGAAGAUACCAUACAUCCUUUUGCUGGCGCAUUAUCAUCCGCCCCUUCUAUACCACGUCAUAUGGAAUAUAUCGGACAUUAUCAGAUACGAAAAGGAAACUGCUUACCCCGAUUCGUUAAUAAAGAGCAAGCCUUUGCUAUCUUGGGGGCUGGAAAUUCUCUACGACUCCUACAGCAGUGCCAGAAGGAUCAUCCGUUACUUAAUGCCCAUUACUUGCAAGAGACAGGCUCAUCAAACUCAAUUGAUGAUCUUCGAUUAUCGUGGAUACUUACCGACGGUGAAGCUACCAGCCACCUAAGGAAGUUGUAUGGUUUUUACGAGAUUCUGCGCCAUUAUUCGCGUGACCGAUUGCGUGUCGAUGAAUUGCCAUUGCACAUGGAUGUUUGCAGUGUCGACAGCCGAGACGAACAGAUUUCAGACCACUUGUCGAUAGGCAGCCGAUCGACAGACGAGAGGAGCAUGGAGAUUAACGAGACAAUGCACCUCCCCUCUCUCUCCCCACUACCGCAAGAGGAGUUCUGCAGCGAAUUUUCAAGGACUUUGGAAAAAAUCAUGAAAUACCAUACGAUGUCGCGAAAAGACUCGGCGGAUAAUAUAAUCGAUUAUGCCAUUCCGAUGUUGGAUACGAUUAUCGAGCAGAGCCUACAUCAGCCUCUGCAAAUAUGGUGCCCGCUUUUGAAUAAUUCUGCGAUGAGCCUCUUGCUGAAUCAAUUCGGCCUUGAGGACCAUUUAUCGCUGCUCAAGCGAUAUUUUCUUUUCGGCGAUGACCUAUUCGUCGCUGGCUUAUGCAACGUGUUACUACCGACUGGCUCGGACGACGACAACGUGGAAACCGGUUUUCCCAUUUCUCGCCAGGAUACUUGGCCACCCAAAUUAACUCAACUAAAUACGUCUCUACGUGCUGUCAUUCUGGACGCUGUAUCGCAGAUCCCUGAAAUUGAAAGAAGACGAAUAUGUUCUUCGGUGCAAUCAGAGCGUCCGACACUCGACAUUGAAGACAUUUUAACAUUUUCAAUACGAGAAAAAAAUGGCGUAAAUGGAUGGAUGAAUCCCUAUGCUCUUGAUUUCUUGUGUCUGUCGUAUGAAGCAAAUUAUCCACUCAACGUCGUUAUUACUGAACAAGUUCUGGAAAAGUACAACCGGGUUUUUUCAUUUUUACUACGUAUUACAAAAGUUACUACUGCCACAAAACGAUUAUACGAAAUGUUCCGUGGACGGCGAUGGUAUCAACCUGCUACAGGUCAAGCCUUACACCGCUUCCGAUUUGGCAUGGAGCAGUUUAUUACGUCAUUGUGCGAGUACAUUUUUCAAAUAGCUAUUCAGGCUACGUGGUCAACAUUUAUGCAACGCCUCGACAAGAUGAAAGCCUUCAACAACGACCAAGAUUCUACGGCAUCGUUGGACUUUUUCUACAUGAUGGAUCCAAUCACGCUCAGUAUAUAUCACGACUAUAUCCUUGAUCGGAUACUUUUCCAAUGCUUCCUCAAACGUAGCCAGCAGUCAAUCCUGCAUGUUCUAAAUUCAGUAUUCAAGGACAUAUUAUCGUUCUCAGUGGCUGUGGAAGAAUAUCACCGAACAAACUCUACGGGACCUAAAGCGCAAGAGCAAGAGCAGAAAAUGAUGCAACGAUGCGAAACUAUUUUCGACAGCUUUAUGAAGCAUGCCAAGACCUUUGUGAAGAUAUUGCAGUUGUUGGAUGAUAAGGGUAUCGGCCGAUUGGGCAAUAUGAUGUACUCGAUGAAUAACAGCAAGCAAGGUAUCUUUGGCGACAUUCACGAGCAAGCAGAAGCCAAGGCAGGCAUCGGGGGAUUCGUAAAAGAAUUAUUGACACGCCUGAACUUCAAUGGUGUCUAUGAGCUGUGAUCCCGUAUUUUUGGUGACAAGCAAGCUUUCUGGGAUCUAUCUUGGUAUUCUUUCGGUCAAGGCCAUUCUAAUGAUCUCCUAUAUCCCCAUUCGAUAAUUCUUACAUAAUCAUCCUCCUCCGCAAAUGGCAAAAUCUCCCUCAU